UCGAAAUCAGUUCCUUUUAUAGAUGUAGGCAGAGCUUGUUUAACGCUCCCACAGUUGAGUCGAGCUCAACCUGCGAGUCAAACGCAACACUUCUGAUUGGCCAAUCCGGAAAAUGUAGACACACUUCACAAUGAUCCGCUGAGCAGGGUGUUCUUCAGCGUUUCCCUAUAGGCCUAUUUACUUUUCACUCAAUUAACUGGAAAUUAAGGUCUCUGACAGGUCGGGAUGGGGAAUCUGAUCAAGGUUCUCACACGAGAUAUUGACAACAACGCAGGGAACUUUUUCCUGGACUUUGAAAAUGCCAAGCCCACAGAAGCUGAGAAGAGAGUAUGGGAGAAGGUCAGUGAGGUGCUGACAGAGGCUGUGAGUGUAUUACAGGACCUGCAGUCAUAUAGCGGAGCAGGUGAAACCAUCAGGCAGGCCAUACAGCAUCCCAAUGAUGAGCGUGUGCAAGAGAGCGCGUGGGCCGCUGUGGUCCCGCUGGUUGGCAAACUAAAGAAGUUUUAUGAGUUCUCACUAAAACUGGAAGACGCUCUGCAGGGCCUGUUGGAGUUUCUCACCAGCUCGCGCUGCAGCCCAACUCAGCAUCUGGAGCAGGAGCAAGCGCUGGCACAGCAGUUCGCUGAGAUUUUGCAUUUCACGCUGCGCUUCGAUGAGCUGAAGGUAACCUGGCAACCUCAGAUGAAAGGAUGCAUUAAGGUUCUGCGGUAUCAGCCGCCCAACAGUGUGGAGGGGCUUCUCAAUGCCCUCAGGUACACAACUAAACAUUUGAACGAUGAGACUACCUCCAAGCAAAUCAAAAACAUGUUACAAGCUUGACUGUGUCUGCCAAAAGUAUUACCUCUCGAAUACAUUGGACGAGAUGCUUCAGCAGUUUUAGUAAUACAAUGAGAAUAGCCAUGUAUCAUGUGGCAGCUACUGUUAUCAGUCUGUUUUUAUUGUUGUAGUUUUGUUAUUUACAUCUUAUCCUGUUAGACUUAGUCAUGUGUGGACUUUAGAUUUCAAAGACGCUUCUUUGCUGUGUGGCGUCCAACAAAGAUGAGCUUCGUUCAUUCCCUUCCCCUGUUUUCUACAGUUGACUGAGUACCUGAGUUUUUGAGGACCACAAAAAUUUUAUUGCUUUUUAAAAUUACAUAAUUUACUGUGAUUUUUAUUAACAUGACUCUUUUGAACUGAAUAAAGCUAUUUUAACCAAAAGGACUGAAUGGCUGACAGCUCUUACAGUAAGGGCUUCUUCGAAACCGGCCACUGAAAUCACCAUGUACUCUCACCACUUUACUAUGUACAAAAUAAUUAGUUCUAAACCCACAUCCUUUUACCUAACAGAGUUCAGGAUUAUUCAUAUCCCGUGACAGUGUCUGCUCCAGCAAGUCAUAAUGUCCAUUCAUGGCUGUAUUCCCAUUCUUUUGCUUUUUGGAGCCAGAAAUAAACAAACAUGUG
Molecule: messenger RNA, 1440 nt
Organism: Sinocyclocheilus grahami
Lineage: Eukaryota; Metazoa; Chordata; Actinopteri; Cypriniformes; Cyprinidae
Product: protein FAM49B-like
Exons: 7
Coding region: 226-819 (197 amino acids)
Biological process (GO): regulation of actin filament polymerization
Molecular function (GO): small GTPase binding
Source: RefSeq, a predicted model, not a curated record